AUGCAAAUCGUGGGUGGCUACCGCCUGGGCAACGUCGUCGACUUGGGGUCGACCACCGCCAAUGUCCCGGGCAACGACGGCUUGUUUGAAGUGGUAGUGCUGACGCUGGACAAGUACCAGGUCGGCGACUGGGUGAUCCCGGCGUUACCUGGGAUGGGCACCUGGCGCACCCUGGUGGCCGCGACCGUAGUGCCUGAGGGCGUGCUUCCCUUUAUCACUGUGGACAAGCGCAUCGGCCGCAAGGCGGCGGAAGUGCUUACGAUUAACCCGCCGACGGCGGUGGCGCUCUUCCACCACGUCCAGGACUGGCGCCCGGGCCAAUGGAUCGUCCAGAAUGCCGGCAACUCCCAGGUGUCCCACUACGUGGCGCAAUUGGCGCGUUCUAGUGGAGUCAAGGUGCUUCUGGUGGUGCGCGAUCGUCUGUACCCCAAAGUCGCCGACCAAUUGAAGGCUAACGGCGCCACUAAAGUAGUCACCGAGCUGGAGUUGCUCAAUGGAGAUGUCACAGUCGACGGCGACGUGCGGCUUGCCCUUGACUCCGUCGGGGGCCCGACUACCGAGGCGAUGAUGCACUUGUUGGCCGAUAAAGGCAUCUUGAUCACCUACGGAGUAGUUUCGGGCCAGCCGGUAUCGUACCCAGGUAGAUUGGCGUUCGCUAAAACGUUGACGGCCACUGGGUUCUGGCUCACUAAACAGCUGUUGGCUGACCCCCAGUGGAAAAUCAAUAUAAUCAACACCUGCGUCGACUUGUUUCGCGACGGCGUCUUCUCCGUCGGUGACGACAUCACCUACGUUGAAGCGACGCCGUCGACGUUGAAGCAAACCUACGUGAGGGCGAUUCAAGCCUCUGGUAAACACGUCGUCGUCUACAACCACAACGAGUAA
Messenger RNA from Diutina rugosa, 885 nucleotides. RefSeq names its product Mrf1p (gene MRF1). Gene Ontology annotation, cellular component: mitochondrion. Gene Ontology annotation, molecular function: trans-2-enoyl-CoA reductase (NADPH) activity. Bases 1 to 885 code for a protein of 294 amino acids. The transcript has a single exon. NCBI's taxonomy places the organism in Eukaryota, Fungi, Ascomycota, Pichiomycetes, Serinales, Debaryomycetaceae. The record is from RefSeq and is a predicted model, not a curated record. Gene Ontology annotation, biological process: fatty acid metabolic process.